UAUUUUUUUUGAUUUUCAGCUUCCCAAAAAGUUGACUCCACAUUUCUUGGGGAGGAGGUUUGGCAUAAAUUCAUUUAAGAAAAUUGCCUCCAUUUUAAAGAUGAGGAAACUGAGGCUCAGAAAAGGGCUGUGGUGAGAGGGAAGGAGAUGGAAGAGGAGGAAGAAGUUGGAAAAGCAGAAAGCAUCUGUCUCUGCAAGGGGACGGUCCUCUCCGGUUCCAGCAGCCAGUGUGCCUGAGGUGACCAGCUCCGCUGCACGACCUGGCUGCACCCGCGCACCGGGGAGCCCGUCAACUCCGGCCACAUGAUCCGCUCAGACCUGCCCCGCGGCUGGGAGGAAGGCUUCACAGAGGAGGGCGCCAGCUACUUCAUCGACCAUAACCAGCAGACCACAGCGUUCAGGCAUCCUGUGAGUGGGCAGUUUUCUCCAGAAAAUAGUGAAUUUAUUCUUCAAGAAGAGCCAAAUCCACAUAUGUCAAAGCAAGAGAGAAACCAAAGACCGUCCAGCAUGGUCAGUGAAACAUCAACGGCUGGGACCACGUCCACCGUGGAGGCCAAGCCUGGCCCCAAGAUCUUAAAGUCCAGCAAUAAAGUGCACAGCUUUGGGAAGAGGGACCAGGCCAUUCGGAGGAACCCCAAUGUUCCAGUGGUGGUGAGGGGCUGGCUGCACAAGCAGGACAGUUCUGGGAUGAGGCUAUGGAAAAGGAGGUGGUUUGUGCUUGCUGAUUAUUGCUUAUUUUACUAUAAAGACAGCCGAGAAGAAGUGGUCCUUGGGAGCAUCCCUCUGCCCAGCUACGUGAUUUCGCCGGUGACCCCUGAGGACCGCAUCAGUCGCAAGUAUUCCUUUAAGGCUGUGCACACGGGCAUGCGAGCGCUCAUCUAUAACAGCUCCGCUGGGGGCUCUCAGGCCGAGCAGUCGGGCAUGAGGACCUACUACUUCAGCGCCGACACCCAGGAGGACAUGAACGCUUGGGUCAGGGCUAUGAACCAGGCUGCACAGGUGCUGUCUCGGUCAUCACUGAAGAGGGACGUGGAUAAAGUGGAGCGGCAGGCGGUCCCCCAGGCCAAUCACGCAGAGUCCUGUCGGGAGUGUGGCCGCGUGGGACCCGGGCACACGAGGGAUUGUCCGCAUCGCAGCCAUGAGGAGUCCUUCGGAUUCGAGAGGCGGGAGCAGGAGGAAGAUCGGUACCGCCCCCAGAGGGACCCACUGGAGGGCAAGCGGGACAGAAGCAAGUCCAGGUCUCCAUACUCGCCAGCUGAGGAAGAUGCCUUGUUCGUGGAUUUACCCAGUGGCCCGAGGGGCCAGCAGGCUCAGCCCCAGCGGGUGGAGAAGAACGGUGUGCUGCCUGCCACAUAUGGCCCGGGAGAGCAGAACGGGACUGGCGGGUACCAGCGAGCCUUUCCUCCCAGGACCAAUGCUGAAAAGCACAGUCAGAGGAAGAGCAGCCUGGCCCAGGUGGAGCAGUGGGCAAAGGCCCAGAAGGGGGACAGCAGGAGCCUGCCCUUGGACCAGACCCUUCCUCGCCAGGGUCCCAGCCAGCCCCUGUCCUUCCCAGAAAACUACCAGACUCUUCCCAAGAGCACCCGACACCCCUCAGGGAGCUCUUCGCCCCCUCCUCGAAAUCUGCCGAGUGACUAUAAGUACGCGCAGGACAGAGCCAGCCACCUGAAGAUGUCGAGCGAGGAGCGCCGGGCACACCGCGAUGGCACCGUGUGGCAGCUCUACGAGUGGCAGCAGCGCCAGCAGUUCCGCCACGGCAGCCCCACGGCACCCAUCGGUGCCGGCUCCCCGGAGUUCACUGACCAGGGCCGCAGCAGGAGCAUGUUAGAGGUGCCCCGCUCCAUCUCUGUGCCUCCAUCUCCCUCGGACAUCCCUCCCCCGGGACCCCCGAGGGUCUUCCCACCCCGGCGGCCACACACGCCAGCAGAGAGGGUCACUGUGAAGCCACCGGACCAGAGGAGGAGUGUGGACAUCUCGCUGGGGGGUUCUCCCAGGAAGGCAUGGGGCCACACCACCAAGAACUCCUCUCACAUGGACCGACGCUCCAUGCCCUCCAUGGGUUACAUGACCCACACUGUCAGCGCUCCCAGUUUACAUGGAAAAUCGCUGGAGGAGCUCUCACUGCUUCUCACCCGGUUACGGCGGCACCAGGCCAAGCUGGCCAGUGUGCGAAAUUUCGCCAUCGGCCAGUUGCUGCAGCACCAGCUGACCUUCCCCACCUGCCAGGCUGACGAUACCUACCUCCAGCUGAAGAAAGACCUGGAGUACCUGGACCUAAAGAUGACAGGCCGGGAUCUUCUCAAGGACCGAAGUCUGAAGCCGGUGAAGAUUGCCGAGAGUGACAUUGACGUCAAACUGAGUGUCUUCUGUGAACAAGACAGGAUCCUGCAGGACUUAGAAGACAAGAUACGAGCCCUCAAGGAGAACAAAGAUCAGCUAGAAUCCGUGCUGGAGGUCUUGCACAGACAGAUGGAACAGUACCGAGACCAGCCCCAGCACCUGGAGAAGAUUGCCUACCAGCAGAGGCUGCUGCAGGAGGACCUUGUCCACAUCCGGGCAGAGCUCUCCAGAGAGUCCACAGAGAUGGAAAACGCCUGGAAUGAAUACCUGAAGCUGGAGAGAGAUGUGGAGCAGCUGAAACAGACGCUGCAGGAGCAACACAGAAGAGCCUUUUUCUUCCAGGAGAAAUCGCAGAUACAGAAGGAUCUCUGGAGGAUUGAAGAUGUCAUUGCAGGCCUGAGUGCAAAUAAAGAGAACUUUAGAAUCCUGGUGGAAUCGGUCAAAAAUCCGGAGAGAAAAACGGUGCCUUUGCUUCCUCACCUGCCUGUGCCUUCACUCUCGACUUCUGAGAGCAAGCCGCCCGCGCAGCCCAGCCCUCCCACCAGCCCAGUGCGGACCCCUCUGGAGGUUCGACUGUUCCCCCAGCUGCAAACCUACGUGCCGUACCGACCUCACCCGCCCCAGCUGAGGAAGGUGACGUCCCCCCUGCACUCACCAACCAAGACGAAGCCCAAAGUUGAUGACGAGGCUCCUCCCAGGCCCCCACUGCCUGAGCUCUACAGCCCGGAGGACCAGCCCCCAGCCGUGCCCCCUCUGCCGAGGGAGGCCACCAUCAUCCGGCACACUUCAGUGAGGGGCCUCAAGCGGCAGUCAGACGAGAGGAAGCGAGACCGGGAGCAGGGGCAGUGUGUGAACGGGGACUCGAGGGUGGAGCUGCGGUCAUAUGUCAGUGAGCCUGAGCUGGCGACCUUCAGUGGGGACAUGGCCCCGCCCUCCCUGGGACUCGUGGGCCCCGAGAGCAGGUACCAGACGCUGCCAGGCAGAGGGCUCUCAGGGUCCACGUCGAGGCUCCAGCAGUCGUCCACCAUUGCUCCCUACGUCACACUCCGGAGGGGCCUAGAUGCCGAAAGCAGCAAGGUGACCUACCCUAGACCCAAGAGUGCCUUGGAGCGCCUGUACUCAGGGGACCACCAGCGGGGCAAGAUGAGUGCGGAGGAGCAGCUCGAGCGCAUGAAGAGGCACCAGAAGGCACUGGUCCGGGAGCGCAAGAGGACGCUGAGCCAAGGAGAGAGGGCGGGGCUGCCCUCGUCCCGCUACCUCAGCCACCCGCUCCCCGGAGACCUCGGCUCAUGGAAGCGCGAGCAGGACUUUGACCUGCAGCUGCUGGAACGGGCCGUACAAGGGGAAAGAAAGGACCAAGAGGAGAAUGGCUGGCUGAAGGUGCAGGCCAUGCCUGUCACUGAGUUGGACCUGGAACCACAAGACUAUGACUUGGACAUCAGCAGAGAGCUCUCCAAACCAGAGAAGGUCUCCAUCCCUGAGCGUUAUGUGGAGCUGGAUCCUGAAGAGCCACCCAGCCUGGAGGAGCUGCAGGCACGGUACCGCAAAGCUGAGAAGAUCCGCAACAUCCUCGCCCGGUCCAGCAUGUGCAACCUGCAGCCGCCCUCUGGGCAGGACUGGAGCAGCGUGGCCGACGUGGACACGCAGCUGCAGGAGCAGGAGCGCAUCAUCACCAUCUCCUACGCCCUGGCCUCCGAGGCCUCCCAGCGCAGCAAGCAGGUGGCAGCGCAGCAGCUGGCCCUCCUCCCGCCUAAAGCCCCCCUGUCCGCCAGGACGGUGCCACCCUACCCCCCCUUAAGCAACGGACUCCACUACACCUUUGUCUAACACCUUCCAACCCAGGCAGUGACUGACCCGUGACCCAACAUGCAGAGAAGUCUGGAGCCAGGGGCCAGUGGAACCAGUUUCCUCUGAGAAGAUUGAUCCUUCUUCCUCCAGAGAAGCCCCUUCCAGCUAAGCAGGGGUUCCGGCUGGAGGAUGGAGCAGCCCACUGACUGUGGGGCAUUCACCACAGGGCUAGGUCCUAAUACCCCCGCUUGUUUUAGUUCAGACUCCUUUUUACAUGUGACAGAGGCACUUUUGAUACACAUUGUAAAAUACUGACAUUGUAUUUUAGAAUCAGAAUAUAUUUUAUAAUGUUCACCUCAAGGGCUGAGUGGCUGAGAAGGUGAGGAUGCAAGAUUUUGGAGCUGCACAUACAGAUUCAGGUACCGUCCGGGUGGUGGGUGUGGGUGGGGGGACAAGGGCGGGGGAACAGGUGCAUUCAACGUCUGAUGAACUCAGGUGAGGUUGGAUUGGUUGCUUCCAGUGGAUUCCAGUGUUAGGCUCGUUGGCGUGCUGUCUGGGGCAGAGAUCAGCCAUCCCUGACCUGCCUAAUGACCAGCUCUGGAGGGUGAAACUCCACCAAGGUGGCACAUGGAGCCCAAGGCUGUGUCUCAGCCUUGGGUCUGAUUUAGGGCCAAUGGUGUAUCCAUAAACUUUGGUUCCCAACCUACCCAUGAGGUUCUCUCUCAGCAAAGGGCUCUUCUCCCCCCGCCCCCCACCCCAAAUAAGCAGUUCGCUUUAAUUAAAAAAAUAUGCUUUGAAAUACAGAAAAGGUAAGAGGAAGCACCUUUGAUUGUAUCAUAAGCAAUAAUGGUCACCCUGGGUGGCCUACAACUCCCCAAGUCCACACUGGGCUGUGAUAGGAACCCUGGGACCUUGGCGGCCUGCCCUGGAGAACACAGGUCAACUUCCUGAGGACUUGGGUCAGGUGGCAGGAGGGCAGGCGGCAUGCCCCCACCAUCCCUGAUGGCCAGCAGCCAGUAGGGCCAUGAUGGCAGGACCGUGACCUGACUUCCAGCCUAAAAUGGGGAGGGGACUGCCAAGCCAGGCGUAGUGUUUGUGGCCCUUUAUAUAAGUCAUGAGCUCAUAAUAUUCUGCAUACAGAAAAGGAGGUUGAAAAGGAAAACAAAAAACAAAAAACUCCAUUGGGUGGAGCCACACUUUAAAUGAAAAUUUGUCUUUGACUAUGGUCAGAAAAAUAAUCUUGAAUAUAUUUAGAAGUUGCUGUCUAUUUUUAACUAACUCCAUAUGCUGCCAGUAUCGACUUCAUGACAUUUGCCAAAAUAAGAUUUUAUUUUUGCCUUUAUAAGAUUUUGUUGGAAAAAUGAAAUGAAUAUUUUGCAAGAAAAAGUUAAUUUAAAUAAAAGUGUAAUGGUUUGCAAAAAAGAAAUGUGAUGUACAGAUUAAAGUAUUAACCUGA
Messenger RNA from Camelus dromedarius (Arabian camel), 5584 nucleotides. RefSeq names its product pleckstrin homology domain containing A7 (gene PLEKHA7). Lineage: Eukaryota; Metazoa; Chordata; Mammalia; Artiodactyla; Camelidae. The coding region runs from base 304 to 4167 and encodes 1287 amino acids. The record is from RefSeq and is a predicted model, not a curated record. Gene Ontology annotation, biological process: pore complex assembly; zonula adherens maintenance; cell-cell adhesion mediated by cadherin. Gene Ontology annotation, cellular component: pore complex; zonula adherens. The transcript has 30 exons. Gene Ontology annotation, molecular function: protein binding.